UUUUGAGGUUAGAAUUUAGGAAUUCAGGACAUGCACUAUGCAGUGAGCUUCGUCUGUAGUCAUUUGUAAUUUUGUAGUAAUCUCUUAGCGAAUACUUCAAUAUCAGUAACACCUGUAGUUUGUACUGUUUUAUCAUAAUUUGACAAACCUUAUUAUCUUGAUGCAAAUUUAAAUUUUGAGUAUCAUUAUUGAUGAAUAAAAAUGGCAAAAAAACAAAAAAAAUCUAGUGAUAAAAAGAAGAAGAUAUCUCUUGUAUUUGAUGAAGGCAAAAGACGAGAUUACUUAUGUGGUUUUCGCAAAAGAAAACUGGAACGUAAGAAGAAAGCAAAAGAAGAACUACAGCAACUGUUAAAAGUAGAAAAAAAGAGAAUCAAGCAAGAGAAUAAAGAAUCAUAUAAAAAACUCAUAGUAUCAUCUCGUCCAAUCCCAGACAUAGAACAGAUUUUGCAGGAAGAGUAUGAGGAUGAUGAUGUGAAUGUUAAAAUUGUAGAACUGUCUAAUGAAACAUUGCAAAAAAGGGACAUUGUGAUUGGAGAGAAUAAACCUAAGGAAAGUUCAUUACCAAAUAAAAUCAAAAUUAAAAAAGGUACUGGUUUAUUGCAAGAGGUUCCAGGAAUGGGAAUAGAGGACCAAAAUGAAGAUGUUUCAGACACUGAGUUAAACAAAGAAGACAAUUUGAAAACAAAAAAGGAGGUUAAAAAAAUAUUAAAGAACCAAGCAACAAAAAAACUACAAAAGAGUAAAGUUUUUAAAAUGAAAAGUAAACUAGAUAGGGUGCAAAAUAGAAAAUCUCAUAAAAAGAAAACUAAGACAGACCAAAAGAAAGAAAAAUCGAAAAAGAGAAAUCAUAAGAAAAAAAAUUAAACAAAUCAUAAAUUUAUUUUCCCUUGAUUAUUAAUAUACCUUCAAUUAAAAAUACAAUUAGUAAAUAAGAAAAAACUAAAUAUUAAUUAUUAUCAUUAGUUAAAUUUUUGCUUAAUUAUUACUACCAUCAAUCAUAAUUGAAAAUACAAAAGAAAAUUUGAACCUCAUUAGCAAUUUUGAUAUAUUUGUGAAUGGCCUAAUUGGUUUUUAAUAAUUACUAGGCAAUACUUAAUAUAAUCUAAAAAUACUAACCUAAAUAAAAAAUAGUAUGUCUAAACCAUACAUAUAUUCUUCACAUGAAACUAUUUAGAUCCAAAUACCAUAAAAUGAUGGCAUAGUAUUUUUUACUUUUUACACUUUUUUAUUUGUUCCGGUAACUUGUUUCUUUUUGAUAUUCUUUUCCCAACUGUUCGUGAACUACUUUGGCUUGGCUUCGAGUUUUCUAGCUUUGGAGACAUACAUUUUAUGUUCUUUACAAUGUUCUUAUUAAUUUCAAAUAAAGUGUUGUCUAGUUUUUUUUUUA
Leptidea sinapis is the source of this 1387-nucleotide messenger RNA. It is a transcript of the gene vito, whose product is annotated as nucleolar protein 12. The transcript is spliced from 3 exons. Lineage: Eukaryota; Metazoa; Arthropoda; Insecta; Lepidoptera; Pieridae. Gene Ontology annotation, molecular function: RNA binding. The coding region runs from base 202 to 864 and encodes 220 amino acids. The record is from RefSeq and is a predicted model, not a curated record. Gene Ontology annotation, cellular component: nucleolus.